Messenger RNA from Prorocentrum cordatum, 862 nucleotides. The record is from the annotation of a GenBank genome assembly. NCBI's taxonomy places the organism in Eukaryota, Dinophyceae, Prorocentrales, Prorocentraceae.
GCAGCUCAAAAGGCGCAAGUGGAACUUCGGCCAUCUCGACUGCCCGCGGCAGCAGUGUGCCAAGGAGGAUAUAGCGCCUUUGCAGGGGCAGGAGGUCACGGUGCUCAGUCUCUGUUGUGGCCUGGAGACAGCGACAGUAGCGCUGCGGGAGAUCGGGAUGAAGCCGAACACCUUGAGCUACGACGUGUGGGACCGCCUGAAGCUUCUCAUGGCGAAGGUCCACGACGACGGGACGCUCGCGAAGGUGUUCGUUGGCAAGAAGGGGGGCAUCGCAAAGAUCAAGAGCUCGGAGUACCCCGACGUGCAGAUGAUCGUGGCUGGACCGCCCUGCCCACCCUUUAGCAAGGCUGGCCAAGGAAAAGGCAGGGGUGACCCAAGGAGCAAGCCGUUCGGAUGCGCCAUCGAUGCAGUCGUCGACCAGGCCAAGCGCCCGUCGAAGGCGUUGAUGGCCUUCUUGCUCGAGAACGUAGGGGGCAUGGCGGAGAGGGGCCAUGGCGGAGACUGUCCAAUGGAGUGCGCCGAGCAGCAGCUGAAGGACAGGCUCGGCAACACGUGGAUGGCUUGGAUCUGGCGCACAGACGCCAUCUACCACGGGCUGCCCCAGAGCAGGCCAAGGGUCUACCUAUGUGGCAGGCGGAUCAGCGCGUUUCGCGACAUCAUGCCGAAAGUGAGGCCCUGUGACACUAGGUUCCAGCUCCCCUCGCUGCGCGAUUUCUUAGACAUCGACGUUCCCGCGUUCGACGAGUCGAAGCUGACGGCUAAACAGGUUGGCAAAACGAUCCAGACCCCCAGAGAGGCAGGCGAUGCAGGACCGCGUGGAUGGCAACUCGACGGUGGGAGUUCACACGAUCUGCGCAUUUGA